AUGGAAAAUUUAAAAUUAUUAAAAACCUAUAAAAUAGAUAGAAAGAAAAUAAAUGAUAGGUCAUUUGGUAUUGAUAAUAAAAAGGUAAUUGAAGAAUUAAUUGAAGUUACAUCAACGGAAAAUGGAUUUAUACCAGAAGUAAUGCAAUUCUUAAGUAAACAAAAUAAAAUACCAAUUAAAUAUUUAGAGAAUAGAAUGGUUUGUGAAACUGCUCAUGCAAUGAAUGCUCAAGAAAAAUAUGAUGAUGCAACAAGAUAUUUUUUAAAAGCAGCUUCUCAAGGUUCUGCUGAAGGUUGUUUCUUUUUAGCAUCAAUGAAAUAUUUAGGACAAGGUUGUGAUGUUAAUUUACCAAUGGCACGUAAAUUAUUUGAAAGAGGUGCAAAUAUGGAACCAUAUAUUGAAUGUGAAGAUGAAUUUUUAUUAGAGAAUAAAAAUGUAUUAGAUUGUUGUAAAUGCUUAAGUGGAUUUGCACAAGAGGGUGUUGGUGGUGAAAUUGAAUUAGAGACUGCUUUUAAAUAUUAUUCAAAAGUUUUAAAAACUAAAGAGAAUGAUUUAGAUGCAAUUCAUAAUAUUGGUAUAUUACAAUGUGAUCUCAAAAAAGAUUUACAAGAAGGUUUAAAAUUAUUUAAAAGGGGUAUGCAAUUAGGUAGUGUAGAAUGUACCUUUAGUUAUGGUGCUUAUACUUUUGAUUCAAAUCCAACCGAUGCUUUCAAAUAUAUUCAACGUGCUGCAAAUGAUGGUAACGAAGAAGCAAUUUUUAAAUUAGAUGAAUAUAAAUCUAAAUUAAAUUUAUUAAAAAAAUAA
Messenger RNA from Dictyostelium discoideum AX4, 804 nucleotides. RefSeq lists its product as hypothetical. Bases 1 to 804 code for a protein of 267 amino acids. The transcript is spliced from 2 exons. The record is from RefSeq and is a predicted model, not a curated record. NCBI's taxonomy places the organism in Eukaryota, Evosea, Eumycetozoa, Dictyosteliales, Dictyosteliaceae.